AUGGCUGAAGGGGGCUGUGCAAAGACUGAGGAGGAAGAGGCUCAGAGCUCCGAGGAAGAUCCGGUCUCGUUCUCCGGUAGCGGCGUGUGCAAGUGGUUCAAUGUGCGCAUGGGUUUCGGCUUCCUGUCCAUGACGAGCAGGGAAGGUGCAGCGCUCGACCCGCCCGUCGAUGUCUUCGUCCAUCAGAGCAAACUUUACAUGGAGGGAUUCCGAAGUUUAAAAGAGGGGGAACCAGUCGAGUUCAGCUUUAAGAAGUCAUCAAAGGGCCUGGAGUCUCUGCGAGUAACGGGUCCUGGUGGAGCGCCAUGCACGGGCAGUGAGAAAAGACCCAAAGGUGCACAGAAACGCCGCUCUAAAGGCGACCGGUGUUAUAACUGCGGCGGUCCAGACCAUCACGCCAAGGAAUGCCAGCUUCCCCCUCAGCCCAAGAAGUGCCAUUUCUGCCAAAGCAUGUCCCACAUGGUAGCCAACUGUCCAAUCAAGGCACAGCAGGCUUCGCCGGGAUCUCAGGAAACGCAGGCCUCAACGGCAGGAGAAGAAGUGCUUAGCCACAUCACCUCACCUCCAGAGAGCUCUGAUUGA
Molecule: messenger RNA, 582 nt
Organism: Trichomycterus rosablanca
Lineage: Eukaryota; Metazoa; Chordata; Actinopteri; Siluriformes; Trichomycteridae
Gene: lin28ab
Product: lin-28 homolog Ab
Exons: 4
Coding region: 1-582 (193 amino acids)
Biological process (GO): pre-miRNA processing
Cellular component (GO): nucleus; cytoplasm
Molecular function (GO): zinc ion binding; mRNA binding
Source: RefSeq, a predicted model, not a curated record